Molecule: messenger RNA, 7981 nt
Organism: Poecilia latipinna (sailfin molly)
Lineage: Eukaryota; Metazoa; Chordata; Actinopteri; Cyprinodontiformes; Poeciliidae
Gene: nod1
Product: nucleotide-binding oligomerization domain containing 1
Exons: 12
Coding region: 261-3086 (941 amino acids)
Biological process (GO): regulation of apoptotic process; positive regulation of MHC class II biosynthetic process; positive regulation of transcription by RNA polymerase II
Molecular function (GO): protein binding
Source: RefSeq, a predicted model, not a curated record
UGGCUGUUUGAGAUCCUGAAGAGAAUGACGCAGAUUUCCUGAACCGUUUCACUUCCUCAGCCGGGUGCUGUUGGAGAAACCGCCCCUCUUGCUUUCAUUUUAACAUGGCAAUUUCUCUGAAAUAACGUAGUGUUCAGAAUCACUGCACAGUGAAAUGAGACUGAACUUCAAUAAGUUCGGCUGUUUUCGGAGCAAAAACCGGUCCGGACUAGGAGGCUAAGCAGCGGUGAUCGCUUCAGGAGGGCGACUGACCGUAAACAAUGGGUCAGGUAGAGGAAGCCAGAGUGUCGUGCCUUGACCUCCUCACGUGCCACAGAGAGCUGCUGGUGUCCACGCUCAGGAGCAUUCAGUGCCUCCUGGAUAACCUGCUGGCCAACCGCUUCUUCUGCGAGGAAGACGUGGAGAUCGUUCAACGAACCGUCACCAAACCAAACCAGGUGCGCAAAAUCCUGGAGCUGGUUCAGUGCAAAGGAGAGGAUGCCUGUGAAUUCUUUGUUUUUAUCAUAUAUAAAAUAUGUGAUGCAUAUAUAGACCUGCAGCCAUGGCUAAAAGAGAUCAACUACAAGCCAAGCAGAGACAUGGAAGAGAUGAAAGUGGUGAACACCGACCCUAUCAGCAGGUACUGUGAGAAGCAGCGACAUGAGAUGAGCCGAGACACCAGCUUCAUCAUGUCUUAUGGGCAGCAAGAUGAGACCCGAUUGGAAGAUCUUUACACAGACACUGUGAUGGAGCUGUUCAACGACGCUAAUGAAAGCUUAGGCUUCAUACAGAGUCUGAACCAGCUUCUUGGAGAAGACGGGGUCUUUAAUCCCCAAGGUGAGAUCAUCUAUGUGAUGGGGGAUGCUGGUGUUGGAAAGUCCAUCCUUCUGCAAAAGCUCCAGAACCUCUGGUCCAAAAGGGAGCUGCAGACAGACGCCAUCUUCUUUUUCAAGUUUCGCUGUAGGAUGUUCAGCAUCUUCAAGGAAGCAGAACAGAUAUCCCUCAGAGACCUUUUAUUCAAAUACAAUUGUUACCCAGAUCAUGAUCCAGAUAAUGAAGUGUUUGAUUACAUCCUGCGCUUCCCUGAUAAGGUCGUGUUUACUUUUGAUGGCUAUGAUGAAAUUCAGGAGGAAAUAGACCUGAUGAAUGUUCCUGAAGUUGUGUCUCCAGAAGACAAGGCAAACUCCUUACAGUUGCUCCUCAGCUUGCUCUGUGGAAAACUACUUAAGGGCUCCAAAAAAAUACUGACGACCCGAACUGGGAUUGAGUUGCAAAGUCGAGUCAUUAAGAAGAAAGUAGUUUUGCGUGGAUUUUCUCCAGACCACCUAAAGACGUACAUCAAACUGCAGUUCAAGGAGCAGGAGCACCGGGACCUGGUGUCGGUUCAGCUGGAUGCCAGCCCUCACCUUUGUGGCCUGUGUUCCACUCCACUCUUCAGCUGGAUUGUAUUCAAAAGUUUCCGGCACCUGCAUACGAUACAUGAUACCUUUCAUCUGCCUGAAACCAGCAUCACGCUAACAGACAUAUUCCUUCUGCUGUCUGAGGUGUUCCUCAGCCGCUUGGCCACCCCCGCUUCUCCCCUGCUGAAGAAAAGCACCCGCUGCACCUCCGAGACAUUCAGGGUGGGGCUCAGGCCCCUUGCUGGGUUUGCUAAGCUGGCUUUGCAGGGUUUGGAGAGAGGAAGUUUUCUGUGCAGCCAAGAGGAGAUCAGUGAGUGUGGUCUCACAGAGGAGGACAUGGCCCUAGGUUUCCUCAGACCCAUUAGUGAGUUUGACGCCACUGAUGCCCCUGCUACCUUUGAGUUCAUCCACAUCACCCUCCAGUCGUUCUUGGCAGCAUUUGCUCUUGUGUUGGACGAGCAGACUUCUGGCAACUCCAUCCUCAAGUUCUUCACAGAAUGCAGCAGGAGGAGAGAACCCUGCUGUCUCCCUUUAGCUUUCUGUACCAGGAGCUUUGUGAAGCCUUGCGAGAAGAGGCCCUCCUCAACAAACGAGCACCUGCAGUUCACAAAUCUGUUCCUGAGUGGACUGCUGUCAAAGUCUCAAGCAAGUCUGAUGGGACAACUAGUAUCUCCUGGUUUAUUGAAGAAAAAACGAGCCUUGUUGAAGGCUUACUUGUCCAGUAGCAUCAAGGUCCACCUGGAGGGCUUACCCUGUCAUACUGCUGAUGGAUUGAAGAAAGUUCACGUUUUGCCCCACUUUCUUUGGAUUCUACGAUGCAUCUUCGAGACAGGGAGCAAAGACAUUGCUAAGAUGACAGCAAAAGGCAUCACAGCAAGUUUUAUCAAGCUGGGCUACUGUAACGUGUACUCAGGUGACUGCACGGCCAUAAACUUUGUGCUGCAGCACCGUCAGAAGCACUUGGGGCUCGACAUGGACAACAACAACAUCAGUGACUAUGGGGUGAAGCAACUCCAGCCUUCGUUUUGCAAGAUGACAGUUGUGAGAUUGUGUGUCAAUAACCUAACGGACAGGAGUAUUGAGGUUCUGGCAGAAGAGCUGUGCAAAUACAAGGUUGUGAAGGUUUUGGGGCUUUACAACAACAACAUCACUGAUGCUGGAGCCAAACUGGUGGCUCAGAUCAUUGAAGAAUGUCCUCAACUAGCAGUUGUGAAGAUCGGUAAAAACAAGAUCACACCUGUGGGUGGGAGGUAUCUGGCCAGGGCGGUUAAGAAGAGCACUUCCAUAUUCGACUUGGGGAUGUGGGGCAACAGCAUCGGUGAUGAGGGAGCGGAAGCUUUUGCAGAAGCCUUGAGGAAUCACCCACGUCUCACCAACCUCAGCCUGGCAGCCAAUGGCAUCACAUCCAGUGGAGGGAAGUGUCUGGCAGAAGCUCUGAAGGAGAACACAGUCCUGAGGAUAUUCUGGUUGGUGCAGAAUGAGAUGAUGGACGAUUCAGCUCCGCACUGGGCCGAGUUAAUCCAGGCCGACACUGGACUGAGCCACCUCUGGUUCAUCAACAACAAGUUCACAGCUGCUGGGAUCCAACACUUUGCUGAAGCGCUAGCUACCAACUCCAAGCUCAAGGAGAUCUGCGUGAAAGGAAACCAGCUCUCUGAGGAGGAACAGAAGCUGUUUGAGUCAGACAAACGACUCCGGUUCCACUGACAGGAUCGCUGUGCUCUUCAAGGAUCAGAAACACAAACACGUUUUCUGCUGCUGCGCUUCAACCAACUCAACAACAUCACUUCCUGUUGUCCACAAGUUGAGCAGGAUGGACACUGUGUUCACAGAACUGCACACACACACCAGUGCUAUGUUCACAGCACUGGGAUUCAGUUGGGAUGUCGUUUCUGAUGUGAACCAAUAUGCUUCAGAAACAUCAGUACACUCUGAACAUGAUGUUCUGGAAUCAAAAUGUCUGCAUGUCAGUCAUCAUCAACUCUCUGAUAAAGGGAUCGUCGACUAGUUGAACCUGUUGGCCAAAAUAUGUUAGAAUUUUCCUAAAAGCAUUGUGGUAUGUAAAAUCUCAUAAUUACUUAAAAAAUUGUAUAUCCUAGUUAUAUUUUUCACCUACGUAGCUCGUCAUUUUUUCAGCUGCGCUAUGCAUGCUGGGCCGAUGAUGUGGGCAGGUUAUAUGGAGUCGAGCCUUUAAACUAAACACAAGAAGUCAAGGGCAGAAAACAUCUGGGUUGGGAAAAACUGUCUUGAAGUUUUGAUGUGCAGCUAUACACAAAAUAGAUAUCUUGUGUAUAUCUAUCUUGUGUAUACAACAUCUGUUGUAUUUGUUUCAACAGAUGUUGAAACAAAUGUGAUUGGCUUGUGCUAUACUGUUUACUAUGUUAGCUAGAGCUAACAGCAUUAGAAGGAGUUGGCAUGAAAUCAACAAUUGGAAGAUAAUGAAUGGAUGUUUUGCCUGACAAUGAUUCAUUUUUACGUCUCUGUAACACACACACAUUUUUUAUUUUUUUUCCCAGUGCUCAUCAUGCACAGCCUGAGUUAGAAACUGGAGCUCAUUGCAGCUAAUGCUCUUCUUCUGUGUUACCAUUAACAGGCAGCGGCAGCACAAACACCAGCUUUUUCAGCCGACUCUCUCCCGUUCGGUCUUCCUCAUUUUAGUUUCCCCUCAUCGUUUUUGCAUCACCUUUUAUUUCAGCGCUCCUGUUCAAAUUGAAAGGGCUAAGCUUUACGCAUUGCGCAAAAAACACAGUUUUGGCUGGACAGCGCUGUAGAACAUAGCAUACUCUUCUACCAUGGUGACGUCUGUGUGACAAUAUUUUAUUUAAAUAUGUGAAAAAUGCCUCUCUAUGUCUAUUGCUGCAACUAACCAUGGAUCCCUUUAAGGGCCCAACAUAUGGGGGGCCAGGAGGGACAUUAUUAGAGACUGAUGGAGAUAAAAUUGAACUCUUUCUCACAGCCUAUUGAAAACCUUAAAUACAAACUAGUGAAAGCUCUUCAUACAAACUUCAGAUCCUUUAAUAUAAACUAUUAAAGGAUAGUUUCAUAUUUUAAUAUUAAUAUUUUAUGAAUAUUCAUUAGUUACUGAUACAGACUCCUUGACAUGGACAAUAAGUAUGAAGUCACCGUACACCUUAUGUUUUUGAAGAAGGUCUACUUCAAAAAUAAUUCAUUGAAUAUCUCCUACUGAAUUGGACAUAUUUAUUUGAAACAGUAAAACGGUUAUCAAAACAAUUUCACAUAUUACAUUUUAAUGUUUUCUUGUGUGAAAUUGAUUGAUUGUACUUUUACAAGAAAGUUAAGUUACAAUACAAGGAUUUUAUUUUAUUUUUUCAGAGUAAAUGCUACAUUAUGAAAAACCUCAACACAGCUGAAUUCAUGGCUGAACUGCAAAUCCAUCUUGGAACUCAGAAAGGAUUACCUAGACCUUCCUGUUUAAAUAAAACCACUUUUUGUUUAACCAAAGUGCCUUCAACUGAAUCCAUCAGAAAAUAUUUCACUAGUCUGUAUGAGAUUUCUUCAUUAAUCUCUAAGGUUUUCAGUGUGCUGUGUUCCAAGCAUUCAGCUUCAUUUGUGUCUGUAUUAGCUAAUUCUGAUUAAUGUCCCCAUAGCAACGUAUUUGUAUUAGCAUAGUGAUUUCCUUUGUGACAUGUUGCAGACACAAACUCAGUUCAUCUGCUGGAAAUUCUCCAGGAUUACAGUUUUUCUUUGGUCUUAAUCUGUCAUGUUUCAUGUGAGAGAAAUUACCUGUGAGUUUCAUUCCAUGUCUGACUUUUACAUGAAAUAGGAACCGGUCACAGUGAAAAAACAAAACAAAACAAAAACCAAACAAGAAACAUGCCAACUUCCCUGUAGAAUAUAUAUUUUGGUUUUGUUCGAAUACGGUUACAUCUGACAGGAAAUAAUUUCCUUUAUAAUUACUGGUAUUGCUGAUAGUGGUUGGUUCACAAUUGUGCACAUCCUUUACUUGGCUAAAUCAUAUUUGGUUCAGUUCAAAGCUUUCUGUCUUCUUUGGCCUUGAACAUCUUCACCCACGUCUACCUCAAAGGUUCUCACAGUCAGGAUAGUGAGGACGUCUCUGGUCCACGUCGCUCCACAGACACAGGUUUAGUUUACAUCCAUCCUCAUGUUAAAGCAAAGUCUGUCUGUAGUAAGGGCAGAACCAGAGCGGCAGAAGGUAGCUUCCCUAAUGCAUAUGAAGAUAAUUUUAAUAAUGUAAGCAAUUUUACAAAGAAAGAUUUACCAACUGAUUGUUUACUUCCAUUCCUUGUCAGGUUGGUUGCUUGAUUACUCCAGGAGGAUCAGUAUCAGAGGAUAGUUUUUGUCAUACUGAACAUCACAUAUUUUGUUAUCACUCUGUACCAUUCAAGUAUUUGUCAUUUUGUACACAAUAAAAAAAUAUUGAAAUGAAUGUUACUGGAGUUGUCUGGUUCCUUCAUGCCUUUUGUGUUUAUGGUCCAAUAAAAUGAAAUUCACUCCCAUAAAUUAGGUAUUUUCCCAUGUUUAGGUAUUUUCAACUGUAGUUUUGACAACUGGUAGGUCAGAUCAUCGAAAGGCAACAGUAGCUCCAACAAUCGGACUCACCAAAGUAUACAUUCCAUCGCUGAACACCCAACACAUUUAGCCAACCUGAAUGUCGAUGAUGACCAUGUCCUUCCCUUUAUAACAGUAUACCCAUCUUCUGCAGACUUCUUCCAACAAGGAAAAAUUCCAAGUCAUGAAGCUUACAGUGUCUCAAACUGGUUUCUUGAACAUGACAAUGAUUCGCUGUCCUCUGGCCUCCACAGUCACCAGAUCUUAGUCCAACAGAACAUCAUUAGGAGGUGGUGAAAUUUACAUAACUGAUAUGCAGCAAUCAAACCUGUCAAUGUGGACCAGAAUCUGACAAAUGUUCCUGAUACUAUUAUUGAAUCUGUGCCACUAAGAAUUAAGACAGUUCUGAUGGCAAAAACCCAACAGGAGCUAGAUGUACCAAAAGGUAGAAAGUGUUUUAGCAACUGGAAUAAGAACCUGAACUUGACUGCAUUGUCUAAUAACUACAAUGAAUGAAAUUAAAGAUGUACAUUUAUGUAUGUCAAUUUAAAUUAAAUGAAUAAAGUGACUGCUGCUUGGAAACACCUUACAAACAAUCAAACUUGACUGCUACAUGCUGACAGUUAUCAGUAAAGUAAGAGUCCUCACUCCAAUCCAGCUUCAUAAACCAGUGUAUCGUGGAUGGAAACAUAGUAAUUACAAAAUACACAGAGAGACUCAUGAAAUGUCAUCAGCACAUCUAUUAAGGCCUGUUGAACAGUUCUGCUUCAAUUCACAAACAGAAAUAAAAAAAGACAGAGUAAAAACUAUCAACAAAACUCAACCAUUUGAUCAGAUGUGGACAGAAAGGAUCAGUAGGAAUCACUAGUGUAGCUGUCACAUUAUAAAGACAUGAAGGUACAUGUGGAUCUCUGAGAUGUCCACUAACUCAGAAAGUGGAAGAGGAGACGCCACUGCAGGGAGGAGCUGCAGCACCACUGUGUGGUCGGACGAUGUAUUACAGGGCUCUGCUAAUCUCUGUGUGGCAUUCAGGCUUUACACGGUGAGCAUGAAAAGCAGCAGCCGUGUUUAUCCCAGGGUGGAUCCCAAAACUCCAAAGUUCUCUCCAUUUCUUCUUCAGGAACCAAAACAGGUUGACACAUUCAAAAACACAAAAGGUCCUGUGACAGUCAAAGUGCCUUCAAGUGACUCCAGUACCUCACAUGUGGCUCCAAAAUCCUGGAUCCACAACUGAUAUGCAUGAACAGACUGAGAAAAGAACAACUAUCAGGGAAAAUACCUGAACUAGUUGCUCAAGCCAAAGCAUACUCAAGCCAAAGCAUGAGCAUUUCUGCAUUUAACCUACCAAACGAGUCAACGACAGAGAUGUUCAAGGUGAAAACAUAAACUGUUCAUGUCCUUUGAAUCAUACACUUGUUUACCUUUGAUAUUCUAUUUUUUUUUAAUUACUAUUUCUAAACAAAUUAGAAGGGACCAAAACCAGGAGACCAAAACUUUGCCUGUGUUGGCUAACGCUAAUGAUGGCUAACUUAGCAGCUAAGUUAAAUACUCGCCUCAGGAGAUGAACAUGGAUUUGGAAAAGUCAUCACUGAUUGCUAAGAUUUUAUAAUGCAGUGCCCUCAAAAUACUAGAAAACAGAAAGAGAAAGUUUCUCCACCAUUAGUACAUUUAGCAGCAUGUACACAACUUUGACUGACAGCACCAAGAAACUCCUUCUGGCCCCGAUUGAGGAUUGUUGCAUUUCUUUAGACAGCAUAGGGAGAAGGUGGAGGAGAUCGAUCUUUUCAAAGAUUAUCCAUCAAACUGUCUCCAUACGGUGACAGUUGUAACAAAUAUGAUAAAAAACCCCUGUUCUUAUAAAAUCACCUUCAGUCAACUCUGUUCAGCCAAAAGUGCACGUGCUUUUUCAUGUUCAGGGUUUACUGCUGCAUGUGCAGUUCUGAGUUAAAAAAUUACAUUAACUGGCGUGCUUUAGAGGAAAAGAAAGAGGAACAAUACGUGGGGGGAAGUUCAUCAUGUGGCAACAUUCACCAUGAAAGAGCAACUUUUAAAGUUCCUGUUGAAGAAGUUGA